Messenger RNA from Moneuplotes crassus, 1259 nucleotides. Lineage: Eukaryota; Ciliophora; Spirotrichea; Euplotida; Euplotidae. The record is from the annotation of a GenBank genome assembly.
AAAUGUCCAAUUUCCCACUAAAACCCCCCAAUAGCUCCGAUCACUCCAGCUCCUACUCAAGCCAGAGUCCAAAUAAGAAGGCAAAGAAGAAGCAUAAGAAGAAGAUGAGAAAGCAGGAGGAACGAGAGAGGGUAAAGAAGAGUAGAGAGGAAAUGGAGCAGGAGAGGAAAGAGGUGGAAGAAAAUUUGGUAGCGCAUGAGAUGCUUAGUAGGAGUGAGGAGUUUGCACCAGAGAAGAUAGGGAUGCUGGAGAAGUAUUGUAAGGUGCAUUAUAAGGCGAAGAAGGAAGGGGUUGAGGAAGAAGAGUUAUCUGAAGGAGAGACUUUGAAAUAUGAAGUAGGGGAUAAAAGCUGGUCAGCUCUCUGGGGUGCUUCUCCAGACGAUGAUGCCUUGACCAAGCUUCAUAACGAGAUUAUUGGAUUUCUAAGAAUUUGCGGUCCUACCCUAAGAAACAUAAAUUUGAGAAAGAAAAUUUUCUUUUUCACUAAGAUGUUUGUUAAAGAAGUCUUGCCAGAUUGUGUCAUCAAAGUUAGUGGAUCUACAGCCAUUAUGACAUAUUUAACUAGAAGCCCUAUUGAUGUUGUCCUCUUCUUUCCGAACAAGACAUCAAGUGAAGCCAAGAAUGCUCAAUUAUUAGUUGAAGCGUCUAAGAAGGAGGAUUGGAUCUACACUUGCACUCUUAUUAAUGGAAAAAUCAAGAAUAGCAAGCUUGUAGUAAACAUUUGAUUUAACAAAGGAGCGGCAAUAACAGUCAUUCCAGUCUUCAAGAAGUUCCUACUCUUUUACCCUGAAUUGAAGUACUUGUUGGUAGUUAUCAAGGCUUUUCUGAAGACAAGGGGACUACACCUAGCUUAUCGUGGAGGAAUGUCAUCCUUUGUCCUUACAAUACUCAUUAUCAGCUAUUUACAGCAGAUUAAAAAGGAAAACUUCGACCGCGACAUUUUAUUAUCAGAGCAUCUAUUCAGUUUCUUCCAUCUUUAUGGAGUGAAAUUUAACUAUGAUGAUCUUGGAAUCUCUAUCCGUGGAGCAGGAGAGUACUUUUUAAGAAGUUCAAGAGAUUGGGUAUCCAAAGACAAAUUCCACUCCACAACACUCUGUGUAGAGAAUCCCCAAGAUAUCUCUAUAGAUGUAGGCAAAGGAGUUUACAAGAUUUACCAAGUCAGAAAUGCAUUUGAGAGUGCUUAUGAAUACAUGAGAUUGAGCGGGCCGGGUAAAGAUAGCCUCCUAAAAGACAUUAUAGGAGAUCUUACUACCAUCUAA